AUGAGUGGACCUUAUAAUCAACGAGCAACACCUGAAAGUGUUCUUAGUUCUACUUUAACUGGUGGUCAGUCCGUUGGUACGAAUGUGACUAAAUCUACAGUAACACAUCAAACAGCAAGCGUUGUUCAAACUCCAAAUAGUGCAGCUGCUGUUGCUGCUCCAAGACAUCAUCGUCGUCGUCAACGCGAUGAAUCAACAAGUUCAAGCACUUCAUCAGUACAAGAUUUUAGAGUUAAUGGUGCAGGUACUGCAGCUGGUACUAGUUCCAGUACCUAUCAUCAUCAUCAUCAUCAUGCAUCUAGACAUGGCCACAGUCAUGGAGGAGCUGCAGGUGCAGCGUAUGGUGGAAAUUCCUAUCAACAACAAUCAGCUUCAAAUAGUUAUGCUCAAGGAGGAGCUGCAGGUGGACCAUACAAUCCAAACUGUGCUCAAGUUGAUGCUCAACCUUGUGGUGAACGACGACAAGCACGUCAUCAACAACAAGUCAUUCGAUUACCUGAACAAAAUCAAGGACAAGUACGACAAAUACGACGCCGCCUACCAACACCAGAACCUGAUGUACUUGAACGAGUUUAUAUCAAAGCUGUAGCUGCUGAAGUUAUUGAAGAAAUUACCGAAAUUCCAUGCACACCACCACCAAUAGUUCGAGAACGAACUGUUGUUGAACCAGCUGGACCACCUCGAGUGACUAAACGUUGCAUUCGUGUACCACCACGAGGUUGUGCUGCUCAACAAGGAGGUAAUUUUGCUGCUAAUGGAGGUUACUCUAAUAACUUAUUGAGUGCAGGAAGUUAUGGUAGUGUUCAACAAGCUUCUGCCGGUAAUCAACAAUAUGGUGGCCAGACACCUGUUGGUGUUUCUGGUGGAUUCGGUGUAGCACCUGCUAAUACUGGUAGCUAUGGAGGUUCUGGUCCAUCAUUUUCAGGUGGAUUUGGUGCAGCACCUGCCAGUACUAGCAGCUAUGGAGCUUCUAGUCAGUCAUAUUCAGGUGGAUUUGGUGGAGCACCUGCCAAUACUGGUAGCUAUGGAGGUUCUGGCCCAUCAUUUUCAGGUGGAUUUGGUGGAGCACCUGCCAAUACUAGCAGCUAUGGAGCUUCUGGUCCAUCAUUUUCAGGUGGAUUUGGUGGGGCACCUGCCAAUACUGGUAGUUAUGGAAGUUCUACUCCAUCAUUUUCAGGUGGAUGUGGUGGAUGUGGACCGUACAAUGGAGGUUCUCAACAACCAACCUCUAGCUUUGGUGGAUAUCAAUCUCCACCUGCUGCACCUACACCUAGCUUUGGUGGAUAUCAAUCUCCACCUGCCGCACCUACACCUAGCUUUGGUGGAUAUUCAUCUCAACCUGCACCUGCUGCUAUUCCACAUGCUAUGUGUUUUUAUAUUUAA
Adineta steineri is the source of this 1383-nucleotide messenger RNA. Lineage: Eukaryota; Metazoa; Rotifera; Eurotatoria; Adinetida; Adinetidae. The record is from the annotation of a GenBank genome assembly.